Molecule: messenger RNA, 1149 nt
Organism: Acanthosepion pharaonis
Lineage: Eukaryota; Metazoa; Mollusca; Cephalopoda; Sepiida; Sepiidae
Source: the annotation of a GenBank genome assembly
AUGCAAAACAGACGGCCAAAAUAUUCCCACAAAUUAAUAGUUUCUUUUCUUUUUUCAUUCAUUUUCUUCUCUUUCUUUUCUUUCUUUCUUUUAUCUUUCUUUAACGUUUCUUCUUGUAUUUCUUUGAUAUCUCACUUUCUUUUUCUUUCUUUUGCGUUUCCAUUUCAUUCAUUUUUUAUUUCCUAUUUUUCUUUCUUAUAUUCAUUUUUCUUCUUUAUUUUCUUUUUCUUUCUUUCCUCUUCUUUCUUUUCUAUUUCUUUCUUCCUUAUCGAUUUUCUUUUCAUUAAUUCAUUCGUUUCGAUUUCUUUCUCUCAUUCAUGUUUAUUCUCUGUUUCUCUUUCUGUCUUCUCUAUUCUUUCUUUCUUUCUUUCUUCUCUAUUUCCUUUUCAUUCAUUCUUUCUUUACGAUUUCUUUCUUUCAUUCAUUUUUCUUUUCUAUUCCCUUUUCUUUCUUCUCUAUUUCUAUUUCUUUCUUUGUGCUUUCUUUAAUAAUUUCUUUCUUUUCUAUUUCCCUUUCAUUCAUUCUUUCUUUAUGAUUUCUUUGUUUCUUUCAUUCAUUCGCCCUGUUUUCCUUUCUUUCUUUCUUUCUUUCCGAUUUCCGAUUUAUUUCUUUCUUUCAUUUUCCUCUCUUUUUCCGUUUCAUUCUUUUUUCUGUAUUUCGAUUUCUUUUUCUUUCUUUCUUUCUUUCUUUCUUUUCUUCUCUAUUUCUAUUUCUUUCUUUCUUCUCUGUUUGUUUUUCAUUAAUACAUUCUUUUCAAUUUCUGUCUUUCUUUCUUUUUCUUCUCUCUUUCUAUCUUUCUUCUUUAUUUCUUUUUCAUUCAUUCAUUCUUUUAGAUUUCUUUCUUUCUUUUAUUCAUUUUCCUCUCUGUUUCCUUUUCUUUCUUUCUUCUCUAUUUCUAUUUCUUUCUUUCUUUCUUUCUCUCUUUCUUUCUUUCUUUCCUAUUGCUUUUUCAUUCAUUCUUUUUUCGAUUUCUUUCAUUCAUUCAUUCUUUCGUCUUCUCUAUUCCCCCCUUCUUUUUUUCUUUCUUUUUUUAUAUUUUCUAUAUCUGCACCAAGUGAAGAUAGUCAGCCAAUGAGGAGCCGACAGUACACCUUUGAGCAGCGACACCAGCGACCGGACGAUGCCAGUGACGGACAUCCUCACACUUGA